GUGCUGCUCCUAGUUACACAUUGGAACAUCAAGUUAAAAGGAACAUCUUAACUUCUCUCUCAAUCCUCAAUCCUUAUCACUCCCCUCCCCCUCUCUCCCAUCACCACUAUUUUCACCAAAAGACUGUGAAACUCCCUCACUUCUUUAGCCAUGCCCCAGAACUGCAUAGCACCAAAACCAGAAUACUGCAAUAGUACUCAUCACUCUGUGGAAGAACCACCAGAGAUGACCGAGCCACAUGACUCAACUGUUAUUUCCUAUCCCAUGCAAACCAAUGAACAACAACAACAACCGUUCCCAAAACUCAUUAUGUACCCCAUAACUCUGAAGUUUGAAGAGUUGGUGUACAAAGUUAAACUAGAGCAGAAAGGAGGGUGCUGGGGAAGUACAUGGACUUGCAAGGAGAAGACCAUACUGAAUGGAAUCACUGGUGUGGUGUGUCCAGGAGAAAUACUAGCCAUGUUGGGGCCAUCAGGCAGUGGCAAAACCACACUUCUUACAGCACUCGGAGGCCGGCUCAGUGGAAAACUAUCCGGUAAGAUCACGUACAACGGCCAGCCUUUCUCAGGUGCCAUGAAGAGAAGAACAGGCUUUGUGGCUCAGGAUGAUGUACUAUACCCUCACCUAACCGUCACCGAAACACUAGUGUUCACUGCACUCCUAAGGCUUCCAAACAGCUUGUGCCGAGACGAAAAGGUUCAGCAUGUUGAGAGAGUGAUCACUGAGCUAGGACUGACUCGUUGCAGGAGCAGCAUGAUAGGAGGACCACUUUUUAGAGGAAUAUCAGGUGGAGAGAAAAAGAGAGUGAGCAUAGGCCAAGAAAUGCUCAUCAACCCAAGCCUCUUGCUGCUGGAUGAGCCUACUUCUGGCUUGGAUUCCACCACAGCACAAAGGAUCCUCAACACGAUCAAACACCUCGCCAGCGGUGGCAGAACUGUUGUCACAACCAUUCACCAACCCUCUAGUAGGCUCUACUACAUGUUUGAUAAGGUGGUGUUGCUCUCUGAAGGCUGCCCCAUCUAUUAUGGUCCUGCUUCAACUGCCUUGGACUACUUCUCAUCAGUUGGAUUUUCCACAUGUGUGACUGUCAAUCCAGCUGAUCUCUUGCUUGAUCUUGCCAACGGGAUUGCCCCGGACUCCAAGCAUGCAACUGAACAAAGUGAGGGACUAGAACAGGAGAGAAAGCAGGUGAGAGAAUCUCUCAUCUCUGCUUAUGAGAAGAAUAUAGCUACAAGGCUGAAAUCUGAGGUUUGCAGUCUGGAAGCUAACAACUACAAUAUCACAAAAGAUGCUUGUGCAAGAAAUUCGAUAAAGCCAGAACAAUGGUGCACGAGCUGGUGGCAUCAGUUCAAAGUACUAUUGCAAAGGGGAGUGAGGGAGCGAAGGUAUGAAGCCUUCAACAGGCUGAGAAUAUUCCAAGUUGUAAGUGUUGCUUUUCUUGGUGGACUAUUGUGGUGGCAUACUCCAGAGUCACACAUUGAAGAUCGGGUUGCCUUGCUCUUUUUCUUUUCUGUUUUCUGGGGAUUCUACCCUCUCUACAAUGCAGUUUUCACAUUCCCUCAAGAGAGGAGAAUGCUGAUCAAGGAACGGUCGUCUGGAAUGUACCGCCUUUCUUCCUACUUUCUAGCUAGAACAAUAGGAGACUUGCCCCUGGAGCUUGCACUUCCAACUGCAUUUGUCUUCAUAAUCUAUUGGAUGGGAGGGCUUAAACCUGAUCCUGUGACUUUUAUCCUUUCACUUCUUGUGGUGCUUUACAGUGUUGUUGUCUCUCAAAGCCUUGGCUUAGCAUUUGGUGCUAUUUUGAUGGAGGUUAAACAAGCAACUACUCUAGCUUCUGUGACAACCCUUGUGUUUCUCAUUGCUGGAGGGUACUAUAUACAACAGAUUCCUCCAUUCAUAGUGUGGCUCAAGUACUUGAGCUACAGCUACUACUGUUACAAGCUGCUUUUAGGUGUCCAGUACAAUGAAAAUGACUAUUAUCAAUGCUCAACGGGGGAGCUGUGCAAAGUUGCAGACUUUCCUCCUAUCAAAUCAAUGGGCUUGAAUCAUUUGUGGGUUGAUGUGUGCAUUAUGGCCAUGAUGUUGGUGGGUUAUCGACUAGUUGCUUAUUUAGCACUGCAUAGAGUUAGGUAGAUUAAAGUUAUGGCGGAGCUCCCAUACACAGCACGAGAACUUGAAGAGUUUUUGCACAUGUCAACUGAGGAAUAAUGCUAGAAUAGUAGACUUUUGAUGGAACUCAUGUAAUGAAUCUUUAUCAACUCUCCCUGACUGAGUUGGAUGUACAAGACUUCUUUUUAAUAGAUUUAGAGAAUACUAACUCUAUGUUUCUACUUCAACAUAAA
Messenger RNA from Glycine soja, 2342 nucleotides. Its product is annotated as ABC transporter G family member 14-like. Gene Ontology annotation, cellular component: membrane. The coding region runs from base 151 to 2133 and encodes 660 amino acids. Gene Ontology annotation, molecular function: ABC-type transporter activity; ATP binding; ATP hydrolysis activity. The transcript is spliced from 5 exons. Lineage: Eukaryota; Viridiplantae; Streptophyta; Magnoliopsida; Fabales; Fabaceae. The record is from RefSeq and is a predicted model, not a curated record.